GGGCUUGGGCCGAGGCCUGCGUCUCUCCCCUGGCAGCGGUGUUGCCGGGCGCGCGCCGCUCCCACGAGGCUCUGGUUGCUACGGUGAUCGUUCGUGCAGGCGGUGACUGCUACAGCUUCCGCUGCGAAGCCCGCCCAGACCUCGCCCCGGACGUCCAGGAUUCGUCAGAGCCCGCGGAGCCCGCGCGCUGCGCGUUGCCUAGGUGAUCGCCGCGGCAAGCGCCGCAGAGCCGGCAGUGCCGCGCGAGAAGCCUCCGCAGUCGCCGCGGAUUGAAAGACGUGACCUCUGGCCCAUGUUCCUGACAGAGAAGGAGGCUUGGAUAUGGUUUUUUAAAUGCUGCAAAGUUAGGCCUACACUUGCGGUGGUACACGCCCAAUGCCUGCCUGCAGCUCAGAGAGCAUUUUCACAGUCAGGUCAGCACCGUCUGCCAGAGCAGGAACACGGGGGCUGUCGGGUCCAAGGGCAGCUUUUGCCGCUCAUCCUGAGUUGCCCACAGUCUGCUCAGGGAGCCAACAGGGCUCACAGUCGUCACACAGGCUCAAACUCUCCAAGGUGGUGGUCGUCGGCGAUCUCUACGUGGGCAAGACCAGCCUCAUCCACAGGUUUUGCAAGAAUGUUUUUGACCGUGACUACAAGGCUACCAUCGGCGUAGACUUUGAAAUUGAGCGCUUUGAGAUUGCUGGUAUUCCCUACAGCCUCCAGAUCUGGGACACAGCAGGGCAGGAGAAGUUCAAAUGCAUCGCCUCCGCCUACUACCGCGGUGCCCAGGUGAUCGUCACAGCCUUUGACCUCACUGACGUGCAGACUCUGGAACACACCAGGCAAUGGCUGGAGGACGCACUGCGGGAGAACGAGCCGGGCUCCUGCUUCGUGUUCCUUGUGGGAACCAAGAAGGACCUUCUGGGGCUGCAUGCGAGCAGGUGGAAGUGGAGGCCGUGCACCUGGCCAAUGAGAUGCAGGCUGAGUACUGGUCGGUGUCUGCCAAGACAGCGACCAGCCCACAAGAGGUGCUCAGAAGCAAUUGAUUGGAAGAGUAGUAGAUGCUGGGAAACCAGGCCCAGAGAUACGAGGGAGCUGCUGAGCAGGUGGCUGGGGCCUGCACUGCCCCUGCCCUGGCCCCACAUCUGCCGGGUCCCACCCACGUGCAGCUGCGGAUGUGGGCAGAGGCAGACAGGGUCACGGCUGUCUGGUGGGCCCACAGGGGAGAACGUGAAGGCAUUCUUCAGCCGCGUAGCUGCCCUUGCGUUCGAGCAGUCGGUGCUGCAGGACCUGGCGAGGAGGAACAGCGCCUGGCUCCAGGUCGGCGACGGAGACCUCAUCCAAAUAGAUGGAAGUCCACCUGAGAUCCAGAAGAGCAGGAGGUCCUCCGGCCUGGGUUGCUGUUAGCUGGGGCCUCAGAGCUCCCACUCCCAACACACACGUGGGCGGUGCUGUCCAAGGCUGUGGAGCGGUACCAUGGAGCCCGAGCUCUGCCAUGUGCUGCUCACCCACCAUGCUGACCCCAGCUCUCAGCCACUUCUCUUUAGCCAGAGGAGCCAGGAAAGGCCCCCACUACCUGCCUGGGGGCCCCACACUGCCCGGCUGCUGCGCGCACUGUGGUGAUCAUUCGGAAGGCCAACGCAUCUACAGAGUCACCAGGCAGUCCCCCUGGCCGUAAGGGGCCUCGGGAUUGCAGACAGGGGCCCCCUGGGCCCCCAUGGCCCAUAUCCUUGCCCUCGGUACACAUCCACAGCCCACUCAGGUGCUCUCCCAGCUCGCCUGGGCAGACCUUACCAAGCCAGCUGGAGGGAAAACCCACCUGCCAUCCCUGCUCGGGACUUCUCAGUUAUUAAUACAACUUGCAGUUCUGGGCCUCAGGGCCCCAGGCUUUGCCAUUCCCUGCUCUGCCCCAGACUUGCGGGAUCUAUGGGCUGCCUGCCUCCCUGGAGGAGGAUAGAUGAGCAGGUCUCUGGGGCCCUUUCUGGCUGAGGGGCUGUCUCUGGCUCUUCUGAGACCCCUGGAGUCCUGCCCUCCUGGUCAGUGGAUGAGAGGACUGGCAGAACAGGCCUCUUGCCCCACUCUGGCCCACUGUGGACGACGAAUUUCCCCAGCCGUGCCGCAGGAAGACGACUACCCAGCUAGUCCUGGGGUUACUCACUGCUAUAAUCCUCGUGCAUGGCACUGUCCUCCUUCGCCCCCGGCAGCAGUCACCCAGACUGCUGGGCUGGUGCCCACCAUUGCCCUCGCCACCCCUCACCCACCAAGAAAGCCUGCACAAGAAAGGUAUGGGGAACAGCAAAUGCCAGGUAUGUGCUUCCCAGGGCCUUUGUGAUGGCGUCUACCUGUUUUGGGAGGACAUCAGAGGCCCACUGGAGUCUAGUGAGCUCCCCAUCUGCACACCCAGAGCAGGCAGGAGCAGUCCAGGCCUCCCUCCCCCGCUCCUGCCCCAAGUGCCCCUCUCUGUGCCUUCUUAUUGCUUCUCCAUGGGGGGCUGUUAACUACCCCCUCCCACCCCAUA
This is a messenger RNA of Manis pentadactyla (Chinese pangolin), 2497 nucleotides long. It is a transcript of the gene RAB36, whose product is annotated as RAB36, member RAS oncogene family. Gene Ontology annotation, molecular function: GTP binding; GTPase activity. Bases 376 to 1386 code for a protein of 336 amino acids. The transcript is spliced from 12 exons. The record is from RefSeq and is a predicted model, not a curated record. Lineage: Eukaryota; Metazoa; Chordata; Mammalia; Pholidota; Manidae.